Molecule: messenger RNA, 2703 nt
Organism: Lachancea mirantina
Lineage: Eukaryota; Fungi; Ascomycota; Saccharomycetes; Saccharomycetales; Saccharomycetaceae
Source: the annotation of a GenBank genome assembly
AUGAAACCGUAUCAAAACAAGCCAUUCAAGAGGCCGAGACCUCUGAGCUCGUUGGGCGAAGCUCCUUCUCAAGUGAUGAACCCAAAAUUGGAUUCAAACAGGGGCAAUGGUGGUGCUACGAAAGAACAAUCAGUGACACACCAGAAUCCUUCGACGGCUUUCUACACUAUGACAUACCGGAAAAAAAGCAUGAAAAAGAACAAGACGUGGGAUGGGGAUGGAUACGGCAUUGAGAGCUCGCCUGGUGUCUUGAAAUUUUACAGUGAUGCCGGUAAGAAACUCGGAACGGCGGCGAUCAAAGAUCGAGACAUUCUAUUUGACACGGUGUUCCCCAGCAGUGGCCAAGAGUUCCAAUUGGAUUAUUGCAUCACCAGCACGGACGAAUUACAAGCAGUUCAGCAAAUAUUAAAAGUUGCCGGUCCGCUGGCGGCAGCUCAGUGCGGAAAAAAGGACGAACUGCCGAGUUUGAAAUCUCAAAGGCCUUCCAGUCGAUGCGUCCCUACGACACUUGGUUCCUCUGUGACUUCCAGUAAGCCGCCAAUUUUUCCUCGAUUCAAGAGUGCAAUGAAGGGGUCGGAAAAUGGAGCUCGGAAGAAUGCAGCAUCGUCUGGAAAAUAUCUGCCUUUGCAUGAUCCUUCAACUGUCGAAAAUGCACUUGUGAUGAACAAACUGGGAACUGCACUGGUCGACGUUGUAGUAGAUCCGCUUUUGUCUAGGUUCUUGCGACCUCAUCAGAGAAUAGGCGUCAAAUUCCUCUACGAUUGUGUCAUGCAAUUAUCAAGGCCGGAUGGUCUGGAAGAUGACGCGACGGAGGGCCGAAUAUUAGGGCUGGACAGUGAUUUGCAGGGCUGUAUUUUGGCGGAUGAGAUGGGACUGGGUAAAACAUUGAUGGCAAUCACGCUCAUCUGGACCCUACUGAAGCAGGCACCUCGACCCACUAGCCCACUUACGCAAAAGGGUUACACAACGCAUGGAGUGGUCGAUAAAGUGUUAAUUGUAUGUCCUGUUACAUUGAUUUCAAAUUGGAAGAAUGAAUUUUCUAAAUGGCUGAAUUUGAAUCGGAUUGGAGUAUUGACGCUCAGCUCAAAGAAUACCACAGAUAAGGAUAAGAGUGAUGUCAGAAACUUCUUUAAAAUACCGAGAACUUUUCAAGUACUCAUUUUGGGCUAUGAAAAACUGCACAGCGUUUAUUCCGAGCUCGAGGAGUCCAGAUCUGAUAUUGGGCUACUUAUAUGCGAUGAGGGACAUCGACUGAAAAAUAGUCAAUCGAAAACGCUCAUUGCACUGACUAACUUAGACGUUUCGCGCAAGGUACUUUUAUCCGGAACGCCAAUUCAGAACGAUUUGACCGAAUUUUAUACUAUCAUCAACUUCGUGAACCCUGGCGUCCUGGGCUCUUUCUCGAACUUCAAGAGAAAAUUUAUCAAUUCUAUUUAUCUUGCGCGAGACGUGAAAAAUCGUCUCAAUCCUUAUAUACUUGAACGUGGGGAUGAGCGGUCAAAAGAGCUUCUAGACAUUACCAAAAAAUUCAUUCUGCGAAGAACGCAGGAUAUUCUCGAAAAAUAUUUACCGCCCAAAACCGACGCUGUUGUCUUCUGUAAGCCACAGAAAGCACAGAUCCAGGCAUUUCAAGCGGCUUUCGCUCAAAGUAACUUUGAUUUCGACCAAAUUACCUUCAAAUCGUCGCUCGCACUGAUAACGCUAUUCAAGAAAAUCUGCAAUUUCCCAAGUCUCAUUUCCAGCAGUCACCUGCCAAGAGGGCCGCAGAUGAUUGGUUCUUCUCGAAAAGAUGAAUCGGGCAAGUUUCGGGUCCUAACUGCACUCAUAAGCGAGAUUUCGAAAAUUAAACCUGAUGAGAAGGUCGUUAUUGUCUCAAACUACACUCAGACUCUCGAUGUGAUUCAAAGCUGGCUAACUUCGGAGGGCUUCACCUUCCUGCGUUUGGAUGGUGCCACGCCAAAUAAGCUUCGGCAGCAAAUGGUUGACAGUUUCAACAAUACCCCCGUCUUUUGUUUUCUGUUAAGCGCAAAAUCGGGUGGUGUGGGUUUGAAUUUGACCGGCGCUUCUAGAUUGAUCUUAUUCGAUAAUGAUUGGAAUCCUUCAGUUGAUCUCCAAGCUAUGUCAAGAAUUCACAGGGAUGGCCAGAAAAAGCAUUGCUACAUUUAUCGCCUUUUAACAACUGGGUGUAUCGAUGAAAAGAUCUUUCAAAGGCAGCUCAUGAAACACAAUUUGAGUAAAAAGUUCCUGGGCGAUGGGACUAGCGGUGCUGGAGAAAGUGACGAUAAUGUUUUUGAAAUCGAAGAUCUCAAGGAUCUCUUCACCGUCCAUGAAACAACAGUGUGCAAUACGCAUGAGCUUAUAUGCUCUUGUGAUGGCUCCGAUACAGUAAACGUUGAAGACUUUAAGACUGCAUCUGUGAUUGAACUGCAAGAAGAAAAACCUUAUUUCCAACUCGACGGAUGGACUAGCGCGUUAGAAUUGCAACAAAAUUUAGAAAACUCAGAGGCAUCUAACCUGAAAAAGAUGUCUGCCAUCUUGGGAUCGCUGUUGAAAAGCUAUAUACACAUCAAUCCCAAAAAGGUCAAGGUCGAUGGUGACCAAAUAUUGAACUCAGCAAUGGAAAGUUCUGAUCAAGACAUAACUUUCGUUUUACUGAAAAACUCUAAUGCGGGCAAAAAAUCAGAUGUUAGCGCUGAGAUAUGA